ACUAAAAACAAAUAAUUUCCAAAAAUAAAAGUUUAAAAAACAAAUUAUCACCGCUAAUUGUUUUAUUAUUUUCCACGUAUAAAUUAAAUCGUAACGCAUCAAACUUUCCCUCCCCAAUUUCUUUUUCCAAAAUCCAGUCAUUCAUCACUUUUGUUACACAAUGACGCUUACCUAAAUUAUGUCAAAAUGAUGAAACCAACAACAAUAACAAAAAUGGCGUCGAUAUUUUAUGGUUUCUCUCUCCUGCUACUUCUUCUCUCCUCCUCCUCCUCUGUCGCAGUUCACAUUCCGACGACUCUUGAUGGCCCGUUUAAGCCCGUCACCAUGCCGUACGACGUCAGCUUGCGCGGCAACGCCGUCGACUUGCCGGCAUCUGAUUCUAGGGUUCAGCGCCAUGUUAAUGGAUUUCAACCUGAACAGAUUUCGGUUUCUCUUUCCUCUGACUACCAUUCCGUUUGGAUUUCUUGGAUUACAGGGGAGUUCCAGAUAGGUUAUGACAUAAAGCCUUUGAAUCCUGAAUCUGUCAAGAGUAUUGUUCAUUUCGGGACAUUAAAACACCCAUUAACUCAUGAAGCAACUGGGUAUUCUCAAGUCUACAGUCAGCUUUAUCCUUUCGAAGGCCUCCAGAAUUAUACUUCUGGAAUAAUCCACCACGUUCGCCUUACAGGGUUGAAACCUAAUACAUUGUACUACUAUCGUUGUGGAGAUCCCUCUGUACCAGCCAUGAGCAGCUUGUUCCAUUUCAGGACUAUGCCAAUUCCUGGCCCUCGGAAUUACCCUGGAAAAAUAGCAAUUGUUGGUGACUUGGGUCUUACAUAUAACACAACAGCGACUAUUAGUCACAUAUCUAGCAAUCAACCAGAUCUUCUUCUCCUGGUCGGUGAUGUGACUUAUGCAAACCUGUAUCUCACUAAUGGAACUGGCUCUGAUUGUUAUUCCUGUUCCUUUCCAGACAGCCCCAUUCAUGAAACGUAUCAACCGCGUUGGGAUUAUUGGGGAAGGUUUAUGCAGAAUUUGAUAUCUAGAGUUCCAAUAAUGGUGGUUGAAGGGAAUCAUGAAAUAGAGGAACAGGUUGAUCAUCAAACUUUUGCAGCAUACAGUUCACGCUUUGCUUUUCCAUCAGAAGAGAGCGGAUCAUCAUCUACAUUCUACUAUUCUUUCAAUGCUGGGGGGAUACAUUUCAUAAUGCUUGGGGCUUACAUUGCUUACAAUGAAUCAGCUUCCCAAUACAAAUGGUUGGAGAGAGACUUGGCUAAAGUCGACAGAGAUGUAACCCCAUGGUUGGUUGUUUCAUGGCAUCCACCAUGGUAUACUUCUUACAAAGCUCACUACAGAGAAGCAGAGUGCAUGAGAGUUGCGAUGGAACACUUGCUCUAUUCCAAUGGUGUGGAUAUAGUCUUUAAUGGACAUGUACAUGCCUACGAGAGAUCAAACAGAGUAUAUAAUUAUACCCUAGAUCCUUGUGCUCCUCUUCACAUUACAAUAGGGGAUGGAGGUAAUCGAGAGAAGAUGGCAGUUGAACAUGCGGAUGAGCCUGGAAACUGCCCUGAGCCAUCAACUACUCCAGAUAAGUUCAUGGGUGGCUUCUGUGCUGCAAACUUUACAUCUGGUCCAGCUGCAGGGAACUUCUGCUGGGAUCGUCAACCAGAUUACAGUGCAUACAGAGAGAGUAGCUUUGGGCAUGGAAUUCUAGAGGUGAAAAACACAACUUAUGCCCUUUGGACAUGGUACAGGAAUCAAGACAGCGAGAAAGUGGCUGGAGAUCAAAUUUACAUAGUGAGGCAGCCAGAUAUCUGCCCUGUUCGACGAAAGGUAACUAAAGGAUGGUCUGAUGUUAGAUAACUUACUGAAGAAGCUCGCGAUAAUUGUGUACUGGUUGUUAGUAAAAGAAAGCUUUCAUAUGUUGUAACUGUAAGAUUAGACUGGUGGUGGAAAGCGACACCAAGUCCAUAGACCAUAGGUAGUUUUGUAUAGAAGAGGGAUAUUAUGAUGGUGCAGCACCUCAUUGUUUAGGACGGCGUUGGCUGAUAUUGUUGUUGUAUCAUAAUUUAGUAAUUUGUUAGGAAGAUGUAUUUUGCAGUUUGCUGCUUAUGUACAUUUAUCAUUGGUUUUUAAUAAUAAUUUUACCUUAUUUACA
Molecule: messenger RNA, 2137 nt
Organism: Spinacia oleracea (spinach)
Lineage: Eukaryota; Viridiplantae; Streptophyta; Magnoliopsida; Caryophyllales; Amaranthaceae
Product: purple acid phosphatase 15
Exons: 7
Coding region: 187-1842 (551 amino acids)
Molecular function (GO): acid phosphatase activity; metal ion binding
Source: RefSeq, a predicted model, not a curated record